This is a messenger RNA of Rotaria sordida, 981 nucleotides long. The record is from the annotation of a GenBank genome assembly. Lineage: Eukaryota; Metazoa; Rotifera; Eurotatoria; Philodinida; Philodinidae.
AUGAAUAGAUUAUAUAAUACUACUAUUAAAGUUUAUCCUAAAUCUGAUAAGCUUUAUGAUUUUAUUGUAAAAAAUAUUACACUGGCAGCCAUAUCAAAUUUUAUAUUUUCUUUACCAAAUUCACUUUUUCCUCAACCACAACAACAACAACAACAACAAAAUUCUAGUGAUACUCUAAAUAUUGACGAAAAUAAUAUGUCAUCAUCAAUGAAUGAUACUAAUUUACCUAUAACUGGAAUAUGUUUAAUUUCAAAACCUGGUAAUGUACCAACUGGUUAUCAAUGUAUUCGAAAAGUUUUUGAUGAUCAAUUACGUGAUGCUGAUUUAAUGGCUGAUUCAUUACUUGAACGUAAAGAUCGUUUUGUUUGUAUUACACGUAUAUUUCCAUUAGCUGGUAAUAAAACAUUAGUUUUAGAAGAUGUUAAACUUAUUAAUGAACGUGAAUCACCACCACCAGGUUAUUAUGGAUUACUAGAAACAAUCGAUACACGAGCUAAAGGUACAGCUAAACGUACAAUUUGUGUUAAACUAGCUGAUCGACAAGCUGGUAUGAAAUGUAUAUGUGAUAUUAUAUUUCUUUAUCACUCAAAACGACCACCAGCAUUUUAUACUUUAAUUGGUGAUAUCAAUGGUUUACAAAUGUGUGUUAAAGAAGGUACUGUACCACCUUUUCGAGCACCAUCAUCAUCACAAGCAUCAUCACAUUUGUAUCCAAAUCCAAUGAAUGAUCAAUCAUAUUAUGGACCUCAACAAUCCUAUAAUACAUCAGAAUAUUCAUCUACACAUACAAUUCCAAAAAAAAGUGAUGAAAAAGAUAUACUUGAAGGUAUUCCAUUUUCAAUUAAUCCAAAAUAUUUAAAUGGAAAUCGUAAUGGUGCUAAUAAUUUAUCGGGCUUAGAUUCAUUUCGUAUUCUUUCACCUUAUGAAAUUGAACAAUAUUUUAAUUAUGAUUUUAAUCUUGAACGAUCUUUCAUGUCAUAA